Molecule: messenger RNA, 2208 nt
Organism: Melospiza melodia melodia
Lineage: Eukaryota; Metazoa; Chordata; Aves; Passeriformes; Passerellidae
Gene: BHLHE40
Product: basic helix-loop-helix family member e40
Exons: 5
Coding region: 31-1272 (413 amino acids)
Biological process (GO): regulation of neurogenesis; circadian regulation of gene expression; regulation of transcription by RNA polymerase II
Cellular component (GO): nucleus
Molecular function (GO): RNA polymerase II cis-regulatory region sequence-specific DNA binding; protein dimerization activity; DNA-binding transcription factor activity, RNA polymerase II-specific
Source: RefSeq, a predicted model, not a curated record
GAGCGCCCCUGCCCGCCCGCGCCCCCCGCCAUGGAGCGCAUCCCCAGCGCGCAGCCCCCGCCCGGCUGCCUGGGCAAGCUGCCCGCCCUGGAGAGCGGAGACCUGCCCGGGCUGGACUUCGCGCACAUGUACCAGGUGUACAAGCCCCGGAGGGGAUUAAAGAGGAGCGAGGACAACAAGGAGACCUACAAGCUGCCGCACCGGCUGAUCGAGAAGAAGAGGCGCGACAGGAUCAACGAGUGCAUCGCGCAGCUGAAGGACCUGCUGCCCGAGCACCUCAAGCUGACGACUCUAGGGCACCUGGAGAAGGCUGUGGUUCUGGAGCUCACCUUGAAGCACGUGAAGGCACUGACCAAUCUCAUCGAGCAGCAGCAGCAGAAGAUCAUCGCUCUGCAGAACGGUUUGCAGGCGGGUGACCUGUCAUCGAGAAACCUCGAUUCCAGCCAGGAAAUGUUUCGAUCCGGUUUCCAGAUGUGUGCCAAGGAAAUGCUGCAAUACCUGGCAAAGCACGAGAACGGCAAGGAGCUGAAGUCGUCGCAGCUGGUCAGCCACCUGCACCGGAUGGCCAGCGAGGUGCUGCAGGGCGGGGCGGCCCGCAAGCCCGGGGACACCCCUCCCAAAAUGCUGGACCUGAAGGAGAAGCCGGCGCCGCUGGGCGCGGCGGGCGAGGGCCACGGGAAGAACUGCGUGCCCGUGAUCCAGCGGACAUUCGCUCACUCCAGCGGGGAGCAGAGCGGCAGCGACACGGACACGGACAGCGGGUACGGGGGAGAGCUGGACAAAAGCGACUCCAAAUCGGAACAGCCCUAUUUCAAACGGGAUACCGACCUCAAGUACGCUGUCCAGGAGAGAAUAAGCUCUAUUAAGCAAGAGACUGAGGACCCGCCGGCCAAAAGGAGCAGGCUGGAGUCGCCGCAGGACGAGGGCCCUUUUGGCAGUGACAUGAUGGGCCCUGCCAGCGGCUUCCUGGGCCCCCACGCUCACCAGCCUCCCCUGUGCCUGCCUUUCUACCUGAUCCCGCCGUCCGCCACCGCCUACCUGCCCAUGCUGGAGAAGUGCUGGUACCCGGCCUCGGUUCCCGUGCUGUACCCCAGCCUGCCGGCCUCUGCCGCAGCUCUGACGGGCUUCAUGAACCCCGACAAAAUCUCCCCCCCUCUGCUGAUGCCCCAGAGACUCCCUUCUCCUGUACCGGCCCAUUCCCCCAUCGACUCUUCGGCUCUGCUUCAAGCUUUGAAGCAGAUUCCUCCUUUGAACUUGGAAACCAAAGACUGAGCACAGUGUGACUGGUUUUACUUUUUUUCCUUUUUUUGGUUUUUUUUUUUUUUUUUUAGUUUGAGAGACUGUUUCACUUUUAUAUAUUGGCUGGACUGAGGUGUGGGGACGAGGUUCACUGUGCGUAGGAAGCUAAAUCCCCUUUUCUCUGACUUGUCAGGUAGCUUGGAGAAGGAUGAAGGAUGCGCCCAGGUUAGCGAUUGACAGCUACUUCCAAAAGAUUAAAGAAGGAUUUUGCGCUUGGCCCCUUCCCUUCUUCCCUCUCCACAUCUACAGAGCAACAGUUGACUCAGUCAGCUGUGACUCUAUUGCAAAGCUGUGAAGAAAUAUUCCAUUGGGCAGGCCUGGUUUGAGGGUCUGUGAAUACAAAAUAGAUUAAUAUAAACCACGGUACUUCCCUGAGCAGCUCUGGAGGCAACGGCUCUGCUGGUUUAUCUCAGCUGGGCUGCUGUCCCAGUGACCCCACAGGGUGAUGGUGGCAAUGCCACCGUGAGCACAGCAGGAGCAGGGCAGUGGUCACUGCAGGGGCAGCAAUGUCACCAGGAGGAGCAGGGUAGUGGCCACUGAGGUGGUGGCAGGGGCAGCAAUGUCACCAGGAGGAGCAGGGCAGCAGUCACUGUGGUGUGGUGGUGGCAAUGCCACUGUGAGCACAGCAGGAGCAGGGCAGUGGUCACUGCAGGGGCAGCGAUGCUACCAGGAGGAGCAAGGCAGUGGCCACUGUGGUGGUGGCAAUGCCAUUUUGAGUCCAGGAGGAGCAGGGCAGUGGUCAUUGUGCUGUAGUGGUGGCAAUGCCACUGUGAGCACAGGAGGAGCAGGGCAGCGGUCACUGCCUGGUCACACACAGAUCAGGCAGACAGACCCAAGGCGGGUUUCUCUCCACACCUUUGCUGAUACAUAGAUAUUUUUUUACAAAAUAAAAGGUAGCUGCUGCUUGGA